AUAUUCGUGUUCAGAAUGUGGGAAAUGUUUUACACAAAAAUCAAAUCUAGUUAUGCAUGAGAGAAAUCACACAGGAGUGAAGCCAUAUUCGUGUUCAGAAUGUGGGAAAUGUUUUAAAGAUCAAUUAGGUCUUGUUAGACAUAAGAGAAGAAGUCACACAGGAGAGAAGCCAUAUUCGUGUUCAGAAUGUGGGAAAUGUUUUACAAAUAAAUCAAAUCUAGUUAUACAUGGAAGAAAUCACACAGGAGUGAAGCCAUAUUCGUGUUCAGAAUGUGGGAAAUGUUUUACAAAUAAAUCUAAUCUAGUUAAACAUGAGAGAAAUCACACAGGAGAGAAGCCAUAUUCAUGUUCAGAAUGUGGGAAAUGUUUUACACAAAAAUCAGAUCUUGUUAGACAUAAGAGAAGUCACACAAAAGAGAAGCCAUAUUCGUGUUCAGAAUGUGGGAACUGUUUUACACAAAAAUCAUAUCUAGUUAUACAUGAGAGAAGUCACACAGGAGAGAAGCCGUUUUCAUGUUCAGAAUGUGGGAAAUUCUUUAAAAUCAAAUCAAAUCUUGUUAUACAUGAGAGAAUUCACACAGGAGAGAAACCAUUUUCAUGUUCAGAAUGUGGGAAAUGUUUUAGAAAGAAAUCAAAUCUAGUUAUACAUGAGAGAACUCACACAGGAGAGAAGCCAUAUUCAUGUUCAGAAUGUGGGAAAUGUUUUACACAAAAAUCGAAUCUUGUCACACAUCAGAGAAGUCACGCAGGAGCAAAUUUCUGAAAUCAGCAGAUUCCAUUUGGGUACAAAUAAAUUCAAACCAAAGUGACAGUGCUCAGAUUGCCCUAAUAAAUUGUGAAUGACAUUCUGAAGUCUUGUAGGGUUUUAUCGUCAAGGCAGCAUUAGCAAUCUUAAAGUGGCAGUGAAAUAUAUAGAUAUGGAUAACAGAUGGUGGCCGGUGGUAAUAAAGAAACUGUUUAACAACACAUUGCACUUUUGGCUUUGUUAUGCUUUUUAACCACUUAAGGACCACAGGUUUCUACCCCCCUAGUGACCAGGC
Molecule: messenger RNA, 1040 nt
Organism: Bufo gargarizans (Asiatic toad)
Lineage: Eukaryota; Metazoa; Chordata; Amphibia; Anura; Bufonidae
Product: gastrula zinc finger protein XlCGF17.1-like
Exons: 1
Coding region: 53-763 (236 amino acids)
Biological process (GO): central nervous system development; regulation of transcription by RNA polymerase II
Cellular component (GO): nucleus
Molecular function (GO): DNA-binding transcription factor activity, RNA polymerase II-specific; RNA polymerase II cis-regulatory region sequence-specific DNA binding
Source: RefSeq, a predicted model, not a curated record